Molecule: messenger RNA, 3227 nt
Organism: Scatophagus argus
Lineage: Eukaryota; Metazoa; Chordata; Actinopteri; Scatophagidae
Product: tyrosinase-like
Exons: 5
Coding region: 460-2076 (538 amino acids)
Biological process (GO): melanin biosynthetic process; pigmentation
Molecular function (GO): tyrosinase activity
Source: RefSeq, a predicted model, not a curated record
CUGUGGUGCCAGUCUUUUCGUGGCAAUUUUCAUCACAUAAAGCCAACAGUAACAGUUUGCUUUAUUUGUGUGAGUGUGCGUGGAUCAUGAGUUACGCGCCUGUUUUACACUGAUGACCCGGGCCCCUGAGAAAAGCCGUUGUAACCUGAAAACAUGAGCUCAUGUGGUCUUCAGUUGUUUUUUUUUUUUUCUUUUUUUUUCUGAAAGUAGUUUGACUGCAGUCUUGGGUCGUGUAGGCAAUUGCGCCGCCCCCCACCUCCCGUCAUGAAAUGAGCUUCACCCUGAGGUUAAGCUGCAUGUGACUGGCUCAGUAAAAACGAAGGUGGGGGGGUUGUGACCGGAGAAAAACUCUGAGGAUUUUAAGCCCGUGAACACAUCACAUGGGGUUUGACUCACACUUUAUGCACUGGUUCAUGUGUCCGUGACAAACCAGCGUUUCCAACCAAAAACCUUGCUGUAAUGUGGCCACUGAUAACUGUGAGUUUCUUGAUAUCUUUGGCACCCAGCUAUCAACAAUUCCCACGUCUGUGCGCCACCCGGGAAGCUUUGCGCACCAAAGAAUGCUGCCCUGCUUGGGAAGGGGACGGCUCGGCCUGUGGAGCCAGCUCGGGUCGCGGAUUCUGCCAGGAUGUGGUGGUGCCGGACCACCCUGAUGGACCUCAGUACCCCUUCUCCGGUUUGGACGACAGGGAGAAGUGGCCCUUGGUUUUCUACAACCGGACCUGCCGGUGCGCAGGGAAUUUCAUGGGUUUCAACUGCGCGGACUGUAAGUUUGGCUACUUUGGGGUGAACUGUAACGAGAGGAGAGAGUCUCUGAGGAGGAAUAUAUUUCACCUGUCCAGGACCGAGAGGAUCAGACUUGUGUCUUACCUGAACUUGGCCAAGCAGACAGUCAGCAGGGACUAUGUUGUGGCCAUCGGCACCUACCAGGAGAUGGAAAAUGGCUCCAACCCGAUGUUCGCUGAUGUGUCUGUGUAUGAUGUGUUUGUGUGGAUGCAUUACUACGUGUCCCGGAACGCGCUGUUAGGCGGCCCGGGGAAUGUGUGGACCAAUGUAGACUUUGCUCACUGGGGGCCUGCGUUUCUCCCUUGGCACCGCGUGUACCUGUUGCACUGGGAACACGAGAUCAGGAGGCUGACAGGAGACAUGAGCUUCACCAUCCCGUACUGGGACUGGAGGGAUGCUCAGGGGUGCGACGUGUGCACAGACGAGCUGAUGGGAGGCCGGAGCCCUCAGAAUCCCAGUUUUCUCAGCCCGGGCUCGGUCUUCUCUUCCUGGAGGGUGCUGUGCUCCCAAGCAGAGGACUACAGCAGCAGAGGUGUGUUAUGUGACACCAGGCAAGAAGGUCCGCUGCGUCGAAAUCCUGGAAACCAAAACCGUAGGGUGGUUGAACGAUUACCAACUUCAGCAGAGGUGGAGUUCACUCUCAGCUUGUCCGACUAUGACACCGGAGCCACGGACCGCAGUGCCAACAUGAGCUUCAGGAACACUCUGGAAGGAUUCGGGGAUCCACAGACUGGGUUAGGAAACAGUUCUCGUAUGGGCAUGCAUGCUGCUCUCCAUGUGUUCAUGAACGGAUCCAUGUCCUCUGUGCAGGGCUCGGCAAAUGACCCCAUAUUCCUCCUCCACCAUGCUUUUGUUGAUAGUAUUUAUGAGGAGUGGCUUAGGAGGCACAGACCAUCUCCAUCACAGUAUCCAGAGUCUAAUGCUCCUAUAGGGCACAACAGUGAAUACCACAUGGUGCCUUUCCUGCCCCUCCACAGAAACAGAGAGUACUUCAUUACCAGCAAGGACCUGGGGUACGAAUAUUCAAAUCUGCUGGAUGCUAAUCAGAGGCUAGCGGAAUCCAUACGUCCUUACCUGGAGGAACUGGAGGAUGUGUGGCCCUGGCUGCUGCUUGCAGCGCUCUGUGGGGGAAUCGUAGUAAUGACUAUUGUCGCUGCUGUCAUAACUGCAAAACGGCGAUACCGAGGAUUGACUUGGAAAAACUUAUUUGCCCUCCCAGAGAGACAGCCACUUAUCUGGGGCAGUGACACAGAGGAAACCAGCCACCCUAACUACCAAACAACUAUGUGAAUGCACAGCCAGUCCUGUGUUGUGAUGAAUUUUAGUAUCAAAACACUGUGAAUUAUACAUUACAUUGACUGUAAUGAGCCUCUGUUCUUUUUUAAGGUCAAUGAUUUCAACUGUAUUAAAAAAAAAAAGUUAAAUAUGUUAAACUUUGAACAUGUUCCACCCACAGCUUGUCACUUGUCAAAUUAUUCUACCCAUGAGGUUGGGAUUACACACGAUCUGUGCAACAUUUAUGGUUCCUGUCAUGCAAACGUUCCAUAAUGACUUUUCACAUUUAUCCUUUGGGGUUAACAUGUUUCUGCUGAUUACCUUCAAAAUCUGGUGCUGCAUUGUUGCGUUGGGUUGCAUCAGUCAUGUACGCAAGCAUUUAUUAUUAUCCUUAUGUGGGAGUUGACUGAAGCACAUUUUCAUGAACACUGAUUCAUGUUUGUAGCGUGAGACAUGCUCUUUUGACAGGGAAAAAGGUGAUUAUGUCUGUAUAGAUGUUAGGUUCUAAGGCAGCACCAAGUCUGAGUUCAACGCUCCAACCUCUGAAAAAAAAAACCAAAACAAUCUAUGACAUUUGGCAAUAGUGCAGUGUUGAUACAACUCUGAACAAAACUUGCUCUGCAUAGGCUGUAUGUGUGCAUGAGAAAUGCACACAUUAGGACUUGGAUAUAAAGCAGUGCACACACAUCACUCCCAUUUUAAAAGUUCAACAAACAUUUAUUUUUGGUACGAUAAAUUGGUUCCCUAAUAAUUUUAGUCCUGUCUCACAAUGUCAUUCAGUCAAUUUCCGCUCAUACGUUCUUAGCAUUGAGACAUGCCGUCUAGCAUAGCAUUUUUAUAAUACAGGACAGCUCAAAACGCCUUACUUUCAAGUAGCUGUCUCAGAUAUUACAGUACAUUCUCAGUAAAUAAACUGUGCUAUGUUGCUUUGACAUGAAAUGAGGAGAUAAAUACAGCAGGGAUUAUUUGGAAGCAAAACUUGUACAAAAUAUACAUUAGGUUAGAUUUAAAAAAAAAAAAAAAAAAUUAGAGCAAACCAGCAAUUUUAACGGUUACCACUAAUGAUUGUUUUCACGAUUAAUCUUCACCUUAAAAUGACCCUUUCGUUAAAAUGUCAGAAAAUUGUGAAAAAAAUUACAUCAUCACAAUUUUCCUGAUUUACCAUC